CUUUCCCUAUGCCUUUAUCUCUUCCACCAUCUCCAGGCUCAACCCUUUGGUACCAGGAGAGAAUCCACAGCAUCUCUCUGUUUCUCUCCCUUUGCCACCUUCCCCAGCUUUUCUUUGCUUCGCUAUCACUACAAGCGGGGACUUGCACUUUUUCACCAACAUCAUCUCUUGCAGCAUUUCCAAGCCACUGGCAAUGUUUUUUUUAUAUAUAUAUAAAUAAAAGAGAUAAAGAAGGAGUUGGGACAGAAGGAUACGAGGUAUAUUUUAAAUCUGAUCUUCAAGGACUGGAAGAAAACUAAACAUUUAUUUCCCUCUACCCCAGUAAAUAAAUACAUACAUAAAAAGAAGAAGGGGACGCAUCAUUAUUCCUGAUUUACAGUACUGUGUGCCUGGGAAUAGAAGAGACAUCAGCUGAACAAAGCCUAUCUCUACCAAACAAUCUCACUUCUGAGCCAGAUCAUAUCAGAGACCUGCAUAUCAUUCUCUCUUUACAGGGGUAAGCCAAGGAGUACAACAUACAUUAAAUCUUAUCCCGACCAUCAUCUUUAUCGAUUGUGCUGCUAUUAGGAAGGAGAGGGGGGAAAUAUCUUGAUUGUGUUUAUCUCUGCAUCUCUUUUGUUAUUUAUCGAGACCCGGGAGGAGGAAGAGAAGGGGAAAACGGCACUUUUCAACACAUUCUUCCCUCCCACCCCCCGCGAAACACACCGGCUACUGAUAUAUUAUAGAUCUCUGGGAGAAAAAAAGACUCUGCUGGGGAAAUGUAUUUCUAAUACGUCUUAAAUUACCUACGUUGUUAUUUAUACUCUCCAAAAAUUAGAUAACAUCUUCCAUUUCUGGACUUGCGAGGCCAUCACAAGGAAUGAGAUCUGCCUUUUCCAAUUCAGAUAGAACAACUCGCUGCUUUUAAUUUAUUUUUAUUUUUGAUUUUGAUUUUUCUUUUUAAUGUUCCUCUCCUGGAGUUUCGAACUGUAAAAGCACCAGGGUGGGGGAAAGGGGGCUUUAAGAAAGACUGUUGCAAAGACUCAGGCAAGCUUCCUGCAGCUCCACUGUUUGUUUUCUUGACACAUUCGCUGGCAUAUUGAUAGACUUUUAAUCCGUGUGGAGGUGUUGUAAUAAAACAACUAGCUACAGAGAGAUCUGUAUUUUAGACUCUGAAUUCCCACUCAGCCUUCCCUCAAACGAAGCCCCUCAAUGUGAAAAGCAUUUCAAACAGGCUGAAAGCUUACCUGACACCUCACCCUUUAUUAUUAAUUAUCCUGAUUAUUUUAUUUAAAAUCUUUAAUGUGUUCUGAAUCAUGCAGUCUUUCGUUUUGAAGAUUUUUUUUUGCAAACUGGUUCUGAGUAAUAAAAUAAAAUAAUAAUAAUAAUAAUAUUAAUAAUAAUAAAUUAUUAAAUGCCCACAGUAGUUAAGAUCAUAAACUUUACAUUGAAAUAUUUUGUAAUCCUAAUUUUUGUGGUAGGAUGAUGUAUUCCCUCCCCCACCCCACAUUUGUGUCCAAGGUUAUUCUCUAGUUGCCUGAUGUAUUGUUUUAUUACAUGCCGGCAUGUCCAUAUGAGUUCCUGGAUUUGUAUUGCUGUCUACAUGACAGAUGGUGUUCCGUGAAGCUGCAAGAAGAUACGAUUCAAUUUUCUUUUGAAAGGCACGUCUAAAUUCAUUCAUUUAUUUAUAUAUUUUAGAAGGAGGGAGAGAGAGAAUGAAAAGAAAUGUGAAAGUUUUUUUUUAAACCAUCUUUAAUAACCUGGAACCCAGAAAUAUCCCCAUCCAAUCAGUUACUCUGACGCUAUAGAUUCAAGAAAAUUAGCAUGAGAAAGCAGCCCCGCAUUGUAGGAAGAAUAGAAUAGAGGAGACACAUUAGAUCCUAUAGGUUUGAUUGUAUCUCCCCCAUACUUCCACACUGGCCUUGUUAUGGUUAAGGGGUCUUGAGUUAUAUGUCUUUCUAUUUUAAGCCAUCAAAUCCAUAUUGGAUUCCAUUUCCCUGUUAAGAAAAAAAAGUUUAACAGACAAUUGUUAGAGGGGAAAUACUGUAUUUAGAAAUGAAAAAUCUAUUUAAUAUUUGGAGAGUAGGUGAAUUAUUGUUUUAUUAUUCUUUUAUUUUGUUAUUGCUCCCUGGGCCUGUUUCCACAAGCAAACAAACUAGGAAAAUGAUCAGAGGAAGAAUAUUCUGUAAAAGCUGUUGACAGCUGUUAGAUUGUAAAUUAUAUAGUAUGGUUCAUUGUUGUUAUUAUUAUUCCUGUGAUCAUUGGUAGUAACCCUUUCCACUUAAUAAAAGAAUGGAUUUGAUUCCUCUAUAGAAAUCUCCCUGUUAUAACCUAGGUAAGAUCUAAUGUUUAUCUUUUGUAUUUUGUAUUUUACCGAGAUGGGGGUUGUUUUGUUCAGAACCAGUUAGUUGGGAUUUACAACCCCUUGAGAGAAGUAGGGAGGAGGCUCAGGCAAGGGGAAGGACAUUGGUAAUUAUUAUUAAGUAAUUAAUAUUUAUAAUUAUUUAUUAUAAUUAUGUAAUGUUAUUUUUCAAAGCCAGGUAAAGGGAGAUAUAAUCAGAGGCUAGAGGGCAUGGUUCUACUCUGCUGUAACACCACUGAAGUCAAUGACACAAAGCUAAAACUGACACAAGUGAGAGCAGAAUCGAACCCCAGUCUAGUUUGGUUAGACCCAACCUGCCUUUGUGCCCAAACGCAUUGUUGUCUCGUUGUUAUCAACAGGCCCUAUCUCUAGCGGUCUCCUGGUUUGAUCUGGUGUCUCUUUCUCCUUGGGCUAAAUUGUUCUCCCUUGCAACGGUGUCAGUCUGGAGUCACUCCCGUGCCUUGGCUAGAACGACUCCAGCAGGGUACACCAGCGCGUGUCAAGAGCACAAUGCGGCCCUGUGUCCUGACCUGGGAGGCGAUCACCGGCUUGCUCUCCCCAGAGCGGAGGGGCACCGUCCCUGGCACUUUCAAGGCCAGGGAGUGUCAUUCCAGCCCGGCUUGGUACUGACAGAUGAGCUCCGCGUGCGGGGCGGGGCUGGGCCGGGCUCCCAGACCCUCGCCCAGGGGAAAGGGGCUUUGCCUUGUAACAGUAACAGUGUGGACUUUUCUAUUUUGUGCCUUCCUCCUUCCCUUAUCCCUCCCCUCUUCUCCCCCGCCCCUUCCCCUGUCCGUGUCACUGAAGGGUCAUUUCCCCACCCCACCAAAAUGAUGCUCAGCCCGGACCAAGCGGCGGAUUCCGAUCACCCCUCCUCGGCUCCCUCGGACCCGGAGUCCCUGGCGGGGACCGACGCCAAGGGGCUGCUAGGCUGCUGCGUCUCGGACCCGGAGCCGGUGGAGGAGGGCGGCGGCGAGGGCAAGGGGGGCGGCCGGGCGGCCCUGCACCCCCAGCAGCUGAGCCGCGAGGAAAAGCGGCGCCGGAGGAGGGCCACGGCCAAGUACCGCUCAGCCCACGCCACCCGCGAGCGGAUCCGGGUGGAAGCCUUCAACCUGGCCUUUGCCGAACUGCGCAAACUGCUGCCCACCCUGCCCCCGGACAAAAAACUCUCCAAGAUCGAGAUCCUGCGCCUGGCCAUCUGCUACAUCUCCUAUCUCAACCACGUGCUGGACGUGUAGGGGCUGGGCCGCGGGAGAGAGGGACCGCGGAAGCACUGAUGGAGGAGAAGGAGGCGAGGCGCACUGCCGGGAGGUGAUACUGACAAGGGGAGACACUUGCAACAUAUUCCACCUGGGGAAGGGAGGGGGCAUCCUGGGGGCCCUCUGAGCCCUUCCUGGCACACCCUGGGGUGUAUCUGAAUCUUUCGGGACAGCUUUGGGGGGUUCCCCCAGGGUCUUUCGGGUCAGACAUUGCAGAUGCAUCUGCGUUUUCCAAGACAGCUGUAGGGCGUGAUAACCAGCCAAGAUCAUUCAUAUCAAUAGACCAACUCGCUGUCUCCUGCAGGGCUAGCUCCUUUGGAAAUCACUCCAGACUUCGCAGGUAACAUUUCAUUGUCCUCCCUUUCUUAUUGAAGGAGAGCUCAGAGCUCUGAUGGCUCUAGGGGACAAAAGCUCCGAAAUUAGAGACUUUUUUAUUUCUCCUCCAUGAAAAUCGCACAGUGCCCUACACGAAAUGCAAGAGACGAGUUUGUUUUUCACACGAGAUCUUUUACAAUUAGCCUCCAAUUCAGCAAAGCACUUAAGCACUUGCCAGGUCAAGGGGACUUUAAAACGGGCCUAAGUUCUGCAAGCUUAAGUGCUUUGCUGAAUGAGGACAUUAACGACUCAGAAGGUAAAAGGAAGCUAUAAAGAACAUAAAAAGGGAAAGGGCAGAUGCAUUUCCAAAGUCUUCUGGGGGUAUAUAAAAAUAUACUGAAUAUUUUGCAAGGUUUUCUUUUUUUAAAUCAUUUCCCACCUAUACCGCAAUGUGGAAGAGCAGUUUGGUGACACAAAUAUAGAAAGUCCAGUUUUAGAAGGAAAAUGUAAAAUCAGAUUGUUUUUCAGGCUGUCAAGUGCCCCUUUAUAUAUCCAAAAACAUCUACUUGUGACCUUAAACAUGUGACCCAUGGGUGCAGUUAAAAAUAACUAUUUUUUAUUUAAGUUAGAAGGAGUAGACAAUUUAUUUUUUUCAAGACCUAUUUAUUUUUCUGAGUGGUGGCAAUUUUACUUUGGAUACUUUGUGCCAAUUGGUUUAUAUAGUCGAGUGUUUACACUUUCUCCUGUGGAAUAUUAUGUCUAACUUUUCAAGUGUUUGUUGGGAUCAAUACAGUGGUUAUUUGUUUUUUGCUCCAAUUAUAUUGCACUUGUAUAUGACAACCUUCCCUUCCGCCCUGUUUCUAAGUAUAUUUUAUAUAUUAAGACAUUUGUUCUUGAAGGAUUUUUCUUUUUUGUGUGGGAUCAACACUAGCACUUCACUAGAGGUUUUUUUUAAAAAUACUUGUUGUUAUUCUGAAUUAUAGUUAUGUCUGAAAAGUACUUUACAAACAGUUUAUAAGGGAAGUAGUUUUUUGUCUGUGUGUGUGCGUGUGUGUGUGUGUGUGUGUGUGUGCGUAUGUAUGUGUGUGGUAUUUUUUUAGGAAAUGACUUUUUUCCUAAAAAAAUAAAAAAAUAAAAAUAAAAAUAAAAAAAAAUCCAGGACUACUUUCCUUUGUAACAACCAAAAAAAUUCUAUAACCUGAAAAUGUUUCAUGUUCUCUGCUGUGAAUCUCUCAAAACAAGGAGCGCGUUUUAGAGACAAGAAAAAAGAAAAAAGAAGUCUGCGAUCCAAAGAUUUUAAUCUUUUUCAGGGUUUUUUUGUGUGUCUUUGUUGCUUUAUAUAAUGCAAUAUUUUGUAGUGAAAAUAGAUAAAUCUGGUUUCUAUCUGACGCGUUUUUCAUAUCUCUCAUGAAUGGUGCGCUGUUUUGCAUAUAAAUAAAAGUAUCAAAUAAAGCUGGUUUUUCCUAA
Molecule: messenger RNA, 5379 nt
Organism: Chrysemys picta bellii (western painted turtle)
Lineage: Eukaryota; Metazoa; Chordata; Testudines; Emydidae
Source: RefSeq, a predicted model, not a curated record